Molecule: messenger RNA, 3558 nt
Organism: Mustela erminea (ermine)
Lineage: Eukaryota; Metazoa; Chordata; Mammalia; Carnivora; Mustelidae
Product: elastin-like
Exons: 37
Coding region: 1595-3415 (606 amino acids)
Source: RefSeq, a predicted model, not a curated record
CCCAGGCCCCCUGCUUGGGAGCUGUAGGACCUGAGCCCACUCGCUUCUCUGCUUUUUGCCCAUCUGUAAGACGGGAGUAAGAAGCAGCUCCCCCCAGUAGCCCUGACACACUGGAUGUCAGUGUCAUCGUUGUAGAGGAAAGAGAAUGGGCCCAGGGAGGCUGGGUUCCUGCUCCGGCAUCCUGGCCGGAUAGAGCAGGUAUUUAAACCCAGUCGGAAUUUGACUGGUAACCACAAGCCCAUUCCGAGGCUCUUGAGGAGACCAGGGAGCCGGUGCUUGCCUUCACGAGGUGGAGCAGGUGGCCUGGCAGGAAGCCCUCCCCGGGGAGUCUGCAGAGAUCGUCCCAGCUGUUCUGGGCUCUCAUGGGGUGGCUGGGCCCAGGGGCCUGGGGCCCCUCCCAGCAGCCAGUAAAAGGUCCAGCCCUCAGGAUUCUGGCUCAUAGCUCUAUGCCAGGCAGGGGAAGCAGUGGGCACAUGGGGGCACCUCACCGGGGACACCGGGCUGAGGAGACCUAGUGGGAACAGAGGGGCCGUGGGAGUGUGGUCCUAGGGUGCAGCCUGGGAUGUGGGUGGAAGGGCAUGGACAGGCACGUGUCCGUGCUGGGGGGCAUCUGCUCAAAGCCCUGCUGUGGCUAGAGGUGGCCUCUGCAUGUGCCAUGGUCUUGGGAGCCCUGCAGCAGGCCGACUCCCCACCAUAGUCUCUGUCUAGGCCCUCAACCCGUCAGGCAGCCCCACCUGAUAGGCCGCCCUCCUUAGCCAGAGGUGCCAGGAGGGGCUGGCUGGGCAGGGGCCAGACCCUCAGACAGACAGGGUGUGGAGCAUUUUGGACAAGGGCCCAGAGGGGCUGAGUCACUGCUGUCCCCAGCCAGCUCAGAGGUGGGGGGUUCACUCCUGGCACUUCCAGGCCUGCCUCUUCUGUCUUCUCGUAGUUGGCUCCCCACCAAGCCCCCCACCUGGCCCAGGCUCCAGGCUCUUCUGCCACCCUAGAAACAGAGUGCUUCCUAUCUCCACUGCCCCCUAGGCAGUGCCCCUCCCUCCAGUCCCCCAGCCUUGGAGUCACUGCUGCUAGAGCUGAGCAGGAGACCAAGGUGACACCGAGAGUGUCUCCUGUGGCAGGUGGACUCCCACCAAGCCUUCAGGCAACGGCAGUGGUCCCUUGACAGGCUCCUUCUGUGUCACCGCUUCUUAUGGAAGGGGGUGGGGGCAGCUCCUGCUUUGGUCCCGGAGUCUCCGGGCUUAGACGAGCUAAUUGCCUGGCUCUUCCUGGACAGCCUCAUUGUCAGACCCAGUGUCCUGCACUGCUGCUUCUCCACGUGCCUCUGGGACACUGUGGCCUCUGCCCCCCACUCUCCGUGCAACACAGUAACUCCUUCGGGCUCUGCUGCCAGCCCCCCCCCCCCAUUUCUGGGCCUGGCUUUCCCUCCUCUCUCCAGCUGUGUUUGGGCUGGGCCUGGGGUGCCUGCCUGCCCUUUGCCAGCUGCGGGGAGGGAAUCUGAGCCCCCAAGGCCUGGCGCCAGGGCCCCAAUCCUGACAGGGGCGGAGUGAGCCUCGGGGGCCAGGUGGGGGCCUGUCCCGGCUGUCAGCACUCAUGAUGGAUGAGGGGUGGGGCAGGGAGAAGGCCGGGCUCUGGAGUCCUGCCAUGGAAAGAGGUGGGGGGCUGGCCCCCUGGGGUCUGCCAACAGAGCCUCUGCCCCUCGAAGCUGGGGGGCCUGGGUGAGAGACCCCACCCAGGAGAGGUGCUUAAAGGCCCAAAGGGAGAGUGCCCUCCCACUCCACUCGGCAUAAUGCGCACCUGGGCCUUCCCCGCAGCCCUUCUCCUGCUCUGCCUGGCUUCAGAAAGCCUACAAGGCGGACUACCUCCCUUGUCUCCGGGCCCAGGGAAAGGCUUCAGGAUCCCCAAAGGCUACAGAUCAGGCUACGGCUUCCCCAGUGGCCUGGGAGCAGGAUUUGGGAACGGGAAUGGGCUGGGAGCCCAGCCAGGCACUGGAGGGGGUGUGAAGCCCCAGAAGCCAGGGUUUGGAAACGGGCUGGCAAUGGGGACCUUCCCAGGCGCUGUCGCCCAGCCAGGUUAUGGAGGGGGUGUGAGACCCCAGAAGCCAGUAUAUGGAAAUGGACUGGGAGCCCGUUCCUUCCCAGGGCUGGGAGCCCAGCCAGGCCCUGUGGCUCAGAAUGGUGGCCAGGCACCAGGAGUUGGAGGGGGCAUGAAACCUCAAAAGCCAGGACUCGGCAAUGGGAAUGGGAUGGGACUCGGAGCCCAGCCAGGCUUUGGAGGGGGCGGAAAACCCCAGAAGCCAGGAUUCGGGAAUGGGAACGGGCUGGGAGGUGGCGCCUUCCCGGGAGUAGGAGCCCAACCAGCAGGUCCUGCAACUCAAAAUGGCUACAGACCAGGCUUUGGAGGGGGUAUGAAGACCCAGAAACCAGGGCUCAGGAACAGCAACGGCUUGGGAGUCCAGUCAGGCCUAGUGACCCAGAAUGGAUACGGAGCAGGCUUUGGGGGGGCCAUGAAGCCCCAGAAACCAGGAUUUGGGAAUGGCGACGGGCUGGGAGGCCAGCCAGGCCCUGCGGUUCCCGUGGGCUACGGACCAGGCAUCGGUGAGGGCGGGAAGCUGCAGAAGCCAGUUUACAGGAAUGGGCUGGGAGCCGGAGUCUUCCCAGGCCAAGGGGCCCAGCCAGCCCUGGGAAGGGGCAUGAGCCCUCUAAAGCCAGGCUUUACUCCCGGACUGCAGCUCCCAGCAGGAUAUGGCAACGGAAAUGGGGUGGGGGCCCAACCAGGUCCCUGCCAUGGGAGGGUCCCUCCACUGCUUCUCCCCAGGCCUCCCACUUCGGGGGUCCCUUCUGCUAAAGGGGGCGGCGGCUGGGGCCCCAAAUCCCAGCCCUCUCCCCCAGAGCAGAAUGGCAAGUUCCCAGCACCGACUCCUGCCAUCCAGUGGGGGCUGAAACCUCAGAAAGCAGGAUACCAGCCCCUGAAUGGCUAUGGACUGGGAACAGAACUGGGCUUUGGUGGUGGCCUCAAGCCUCAGAAAGUUGGUUUUGCUUAUGGGAAUGGUCUGGGAGCUGGGGUCUUCCCUGAGGCCCACCUGCAGCCAGAGUUUCCCGGGACCAGUGGCUUUAGGAAUGGGGAUGGGGAGGAAGCACCAGUGUACCCCAAAGCAGCAGUUCCAGGCUCUGAAGGAAAUGGUCAGGCCAAGGCCCUAAGGGGCUCUUCUUGGCCCUUCAUGCAGCCUUGGGGGCUUGCCUUGAAGCCUGGAUAUGGGCCUGGAGGCACAUACCCAGGGGUCGGAAGCCAGCCAGCGACAUAUGGACAGCUAAGGCCAGAGCUGGGCCCUGGACCGUUUGGCAGCCCUCCAGUGAAGAGAGACAGCAGUGGCCCACUGGGAAAUGGCUAUGGAGGCCACUGUCCUCUUGGGAAAUGCUGAACACCGAGGCCCUUUCACUGCCCACCCUGACAGCCUCUCUACCACAGCCGUGUUUUGGGCGAGGAGGGCCAGAUCCUGGGGCUUGGCUUCUGGCCGGGGGUCUCCUGCGGGCUAAGAGUAUUAAUAAAGGUGGCAUGCUACCC